CCCAGUCGCCAGUCAGACAGUCAGCGCGUUGCACGUACGCACGCAAAGAGCAGCAGCAGCAGCAGCAGAAGCAGCGCGGGCGCGUUCAGUGGUUGUUGGAAACACCAAAAAAUAAAGUGAUAAAGACAAAGUGUUCAAGAUAAAAUGUAAUAACUAUACUUAAAUAUAUACAACAACAAAAAAUUAUAAAAAACAACAACAAGUUAAACACCAAGAAAUUUAGUAAAACGAAACCGAAACUAAAUGUUGGACAACUUUCUGAAGAAGUCAUGUCAAAGAUGCGCACAAAUAGCUUAAACUGACAGCAACAACAACUAGAGCAAAUAAAACCAAAUAACAACAACAGCAACAACAACUAAAGCCAGAAUUUACAAGCAAAAGGAUAAUCACAAUCACAACGCAGCGAAAAGCAAAACAGAAAACAAAAAAGAGAAUUAAUAAAUAAUUUAGUCAAAUAUUUUAAACUUACAUAAAAAACGUAGCACAUCAAAAGCCUUACGAAUAUUUCAAGCAACUUAAAUAAAUAAAGAAAAAGAAAAAUUUGUGCUGUGCUCUAAAUAUAGUUAUAUAAUUAUAACAAAAAUAAAGUAGAAGAAACAGACAGAAGAAGCAGUUGAAGAAAAUAGCUUCAACGUAUUCAUAAAUAUUUAAAUAGUAAUAAAACUUAAUUAAUAAUUGUAAUCAUUAUUCUUCCACUUAAAAGUUUGAAAUGCGUAAUUUUUAAAUUAUUACAAAAAAUUACUUAGUCAAACAAAUUUAGCAGCAACAACAACAAUAUACAUAUAUAUUGCAUAUAUGCAUAAACAAGAAUAUAUUUAAACUUUUAGUAGCAUAAAAAGAGCAUAACGAACAUUUAAAGAUAUUUAAAAAAAUUUUAUUAUAAUUAGCAAAGAAGCGUUGUGAAUUUAAUACCAAUACAGAAAAAGAUACUUGACUUAAACUAAAACUUUAACUAAAUGAAAUUGUCUAUUAGUAGUUUUUAAAGGUAAAUUUUAAUCGAAAGUUUUAAACGAGCUUCUAACACAUGCGACUUGGCAAACAAAUAGCAAACAUUAUCCUUAACCUUAACCGCAGCCCCCAACAGGACGACAACAACAAUCGAAUUGCGGCACUUGGCUCGGCGCCAGCCUAAAAGCAGGCAACACAAAAAUUUAUACAAAUUCGGAACUCAAGGUGCUGCCGACAGCGACGGCGACAGCGACGGCGACUGCGACGCUAACUUGACGACGACCUUCGCGUGUGCAGCUGACUAUUGCACAAUAGAGGGCGCCAGCACUACACAUAAACAUACGAGACUUAAACACACACACACAAGCACACACACAAAUUAAAGCAAGCUAACUGCAGGACGUCAUGACCGGAAGUGAGUGGCCAGAAAAAUGCAGGAAAUGAGCUACCUGCAGGAUAAUUCCAAAUUGGAGGCCCUAACCAAAGCCGUACUCAUCUCCAUACUGGGCGUGGCCAUAGUGUUAUCAAACCUAUUGAUUAUCGCCACCUAUGCCAACUUUAAAGGUCCCACGGAGGUUAUCAACUAUUAUCUGCUAUCGCUAGCAAUUGCGGAUUUAUUAUGCGGUCUACUCGUGGUGCCAUUCUCCGUUUAUCCCGCGCUGACCGGAGAAUGGAUGUACGGCGAUAUCGUGUGCCGUUUUACGGGCUAUCUGGAGGUCACACUGUGGGCCGUAUCCGUGUACACAUUCAUGUGGAUAUCGGUGGAUCGUUAUCUGGCAGUACGCAAACCUCUGCGCUACGAAACGGUGCAGACAAAAACGCGCUGCCAGUGCUGGAUGGUGUUCACAUGGAUAUCGGCAGCGUUACUUUGCUGUCCUCCGAUUUUGGGUUACACGCAGCCCAUUGAGAAUAAUUUGGCGCACAUUUGCAUGCUGGAUUGGGGCAAUAUGGCGGCAUAUAGUGCCACAUUGGCGAUAUUAGUAUUAGGCCCCAGCCUCAUAUCGAUUGUACACAACUAUGGCUACAUCUUUGUUAUGAUGCGUAAGAUCAGGUCCGGCGAGCCCAUUCAUGAUAAAGAAUAUGCAACUGCAUUGGCUGAAAAUUUAUCGAACCCUAGUCAUAUGAUGUCAUUCGCAUUAGUCUUUGCAUUCUGGAUGUCCUGGCUGCCUUGGAUAUUGGUGCGUCUUUAUGAGGUGGUCACGGGCGACGUUAUCCAAAGUACUCUUAUCAAUUUCGCAGUCGUUUGGAUUGGUAUAUUGAAUUCAUUUUGGAAAAUUGUGAUUAUGACCGGUAUGUCGCCGCAAUUUCGGAUUGCAUUGAGAGUAUUUUGCUUAACCAUUUGCUGUAAGACUAAGGGCAGAUUGCAAGCGGAGCUAAUCGGGUUGGACCCAGAUGACUGGAGCCGCUAAAUUUUCAAGUAUAAAUUGGUUGUAAAUCGCAUCAUACAUAAACAUAUAAUGCCCAUAACUAACUGAACCGUACUUGCCUCUUGGCCACAUAGUUGCAUAUUUAUGGACCGCCUGGGGCGCUGCGCACCAAUCAAAAAUAUCACCAAAAAACCACCACACCAACACCACCAUCUCCACAACAACCAAAUACAACCACAGCAAACACAGCAAUCCAACCACAAAAACAAUAACAGCAAAGCAACAGCAAACAAAAACACUGACAAGUUUAAAGACAUAUUCAUUAUAAUAGUUAAUAAGCUAAUCGAAAAGAAUAAGAAAACAAUUUGUUAAGAGUUUUUAUCUAUUGACGAUUAAUUAAUAAUAUGAUUAUAUAUAUUGUGUAUUUAUGAGCUUACAACGUACAGUAUAUGUUUGUAUAUAGCGUAUAUGUAUACAUAUCUAGCUAUAUACUCAUGUACUUAUGUCUAACACGCCUAGUCUACAUACAUACGAUAUCAUGGAAUUUAAUUUCCCUCUUUGGCUGCAAUUCCGUAUCCGUUUCUUUUUCCGUUAAACUUACUCUAACUCCUACUGUUAUCGUUAUCGUUUGAGUUAACAGUUCUGUUAUCUCCAUUCUGUUAGCAUCUCUUGCUUGACAAAAAAAACACACACAUAUGCAAAGUUAGCGCUUGGCGCGUGUAAAGUUUUUCAAAAGUCCAUAUUAAGUACUUGUAGUAAAUUUAGAAUUUAGCAAAUCAAUAUGUGUAGAGUUUAUCAAAUAAAUGCCAAAAGACCGAUGAACGUAGAUAGAUGAUGAUCGCAAGCAGUUCGAUAAUUAUUGAAUUAUAAGCAGUUCGAGUUCAAAUUUUCAAAUUCAAUCUUUGCACGCUUCAAGAAAAACAAGUUAAGAGCGGCUAGUUCAGUCCCCCUCUCCCUUUUCCCUUUUGAACUCAACGGAACUUAGUUAUCUUAUUCUGUACGAGAGUGUAGCUCAAAAAAAUCUAAAGAAAAUUAAGUAAAAAGCAAAAACUUGACACAUUUCCAGUAGGUUUUAGCGCAAACUAAGCUAUAUAUAAAUAUACCUAUAUUUAGUUUUGAAUAUACUUAAAUAAGUACGAGUACAAUAUGUAUGUACAAUUAGAUAAAAAAAAACAAGAAAGAAGAUGAUGAAGAAUUGCAUACAAAUCGUAAUAUAAAUAUAUAUAGUUUAAUGUACGAUAAUUUAGUGUUAGACAACAACAAGUUUAAAAGUUUAAUUAUCAUGAAUAAUAUAUUCUUAGAUUAUAAAUUACAGUUUAUAAUUUCACCAAACUGUCACAUGAGCGCUACGGUGUCCAGAUUUCAACAGACUGUUGCGAUUUUGCCUAGUUCCCUUAGUGGGUUAAAUUCAGUUUCCUACAUCUGGGCAGAGUUGUGCUCAUGUGCAUGGUAUGUUUGUUGUUAAAUAAUGUUAUUAACAAAUUCAUACAUAUAUGUUAUCCACAAACAGGCCAACAAGCAUUGUGUAUAUUUGUUUCAUCAUUGUACAUUAUUUUCAGCAUUUGAAUUAAUUUUAUAAAAUGUUAUCGAUUUGAUAUGUAAGCAAAACUGUAAGAAAAACGUGUUAUAAAUUAUAUAAUUAUUAAAAUGAGAGCAGUAAAUUAUGGAGUAUGUAAAUGGAAAGUUAAAAA
Drosophila innubila is the source of this 4006-nucleotide messenger RNA. RefSeq names its product G-protein coupled receptor 52 (gene DopEcR). Gene Ontology annotation, cellular component: membrane. The transcript has 6 exons. The record is from RefSeq and is a predicted model, not a curated record. NCBI's taxonomy places the organism in Eukaryota, Metazoa, Arthropoda, Insecta, Diptera, Drosophilidae. Gene Ontology annotation, molecular function: peptide binding; G protein-coupled receptor activity. Gene Ontology annotation, biological process: G protein-coupled receptor signaling pathway. The coding region runs from base 1380 to 2357 and encodes 325 amino acids.